Molecule: messenger RNA, 6791 nt
Organism: Coregonus clupeaformis (lake whitefish)
Lineage: Eukaryota; Metazoa; Chordata; Actinopteri; Salmoniformes; Salmonidae
Product: stAR-related lipid transfer protein 13-like
Exons: 17
Coding region: 366-5447 (1693 amino acids)
Biological process (GO): signal transduction; actin cytoskeleton organization; regulation of Rho protein signal transduction
Molecular function (GO): GTPase activator activity; protein binding; lipid binding
Source: RefSeq, a predicted model, not a curated record
CUCUUCUACUCUGUCUCUUCUGACAGAGACUCUCUUAGUCCCUCUCUCCCCUGCACUCUCUUUUGUCUUAAGAGAACUGUGGUUUCACUAUAGGACUCUGUCUUUUACUGCUGUGAUCUCAGUUUGUCUGUUCAGACAACAAACAGGACUGUUUUCUACCUAACAGUGAUCUGCUGUUUGAUCCGUGUGAAGGUUGGUGUUGCUGAUCCAGGUGCUGAGGUGGUCUGAGAGGAACAUGGCAAAUCCAUAUAGCGCUUACAUCAGACAGCAGUCCUUCUGGAUCUACCUGACCACCAGUCACACCACCAGACUACCUGUUCCCUAGUAACACACUGUAACACACUGUAACAGACUGUAGAGACAACAUGGACACAGCUCUGAUGGUUACUCUGGAGGAGCGACAGUCUCUGGCCAUGUCAGCAUCACCUGGCAGGACCUUCUCACCACAGACACAGCCACCGGCACAGACACAGAUACAGCAACAGCCACAACCACAGACACAGACACACCAGUCCUCCUCAGACUGUGUUCCAGAGUCUUCUCAUGAUGACAACAGCUCCACAGAGAGGAGUGAGGAUGUCUGUCUGCCAGGACCUCUAAGUCUGGAGCUGUCGAAACUGGAACUAGACCACCAGGACACACCCCAGCAGGACAGGGAAGCUGGUAGUGACUAUAAAAGUACUGGAGCUCCUGGGAUAGAGGGAGAUCUAGCUGUUACUACUGGAGGUCCAGGAGGGCCAGCAGGGCGAGCAGAGUCUGGUUCUGAUGUCUCCCCUCCUGACCCUCUAGACCCAGUCCAGAUCGUCUGUCCCGCAGGUCUCCUCAGUGAGCCAGGCAGUGUGACAUCACCAUCACCUGAUGAUGCCAAUAACAAUGGAUUGAAUUUACACAGCACUUCUCCAGGAGCAGCUGAGGACCCCUGCCUUGCCUCCAAUGUUCUUGCGCCUAGGAUAGAGAGAAACCUGGAGGUUGAGGACAGUGACAGACCUGUAGAAUCAGGACAUACCCUGGAUGCUAACCUCUCUGGUCAGCUAGAGGACAUGGAGCUGGGGUAUACCUCACCCAGGCAGACAGAGACAGACAUGGAGCUAGAGCAGGAGUCACCCAGGCGGACAGAAACAGACAGCCAGCCUGAGGACCACUCAGAGGGGCCUGUGGAGAACAACCAUGUCCCCGUCCCUCUAGUCCCCACAGAAAAUGGACAUAUCCCUACCCUUCUGGUCCAAUCAGAGACAGAGGUCAGCCAGAUCACUAUCUCUGUGGUCCAAUCAGAGGCUUUUAGCUCCAUCCCUUCUCUAAUGGUCAGUGUGGACAACAACAUGGAUCCCUUCCGACCUCCCUCCCUCCCCCUGGCCCUCUCUGAGGCCCCCUUGGCGGGGCUAGGCCUCUGCGAUCAACCCCGCAUCAUCAAACACAAACCUAGCUCCAUCACCUUCUCAGACUACACUUGUACUCAUUCUACCUGUCACUCUAGCACCGACCACAGCGUCUUCAUCAACAACAGCUCUGACUGCAGGGAGUCUUCCUCAGAGGAGGAUGAUGAAGGUGAUGAUGAUGAAGAAGGGGAUGAUGAUGACAUAUUGCCAGAGCUGCUUCAGAGCAGGGAGUUCCUGGUCAGUAGGAGAAGAAGGAGCAGCAACAGAGACAAAGUAGUUAAGAAGAGAGGAUCUAUGAGUCCCCAGGCUGAGGCACUAGUCAGCUCUGCAACCAACACUACAGCCAGCUCCCACCGCUCCUCCUCCUCUUCCUCCAAAAACCAGAACCACAGCGGCUACGAGGCAGAGACUGAGAGCAGCAGCACAGAGGAGUCUCCCCUGGUCCAGCCUCAGUCCCCAUUGUGUGAGUCUAUGAGCCAGCUGAUGAGGAAACUGGACCAGCUCAACCUGGACAUAGAGGAGGCUCUGAGUGUAUCCUCCUCCCCCUCGGACACACCCUGCACAGCACGCAGACAACAGUAUGGAGCUGUGUCUGGAACGGCAUUAAACCAAUCUCUUAACGAGGAGGACAGUACACUGCUGCAGCGAUGGGAACCAUACACCGGAGAAUGUCCCAGACAGGACCAACACAAGACCUUGGCCCCUCGUAGCUCAGCUGAAGGAACCAGAGCUAGGACCAAGAAGACAGUCAUAUGCAGUAAGAUGACCAAUGCAGGAGCAGAACUCGAGGCGAAGGAGGCGUGUGAUUGGCUACGAGCGGCAGGAUUCCCCCAAUACGCUCAGCUCUUUGAAGACUCUCAGUUCCCCAUUGACAUCUCGCCUGUGAAGAAAGACCAUGACUUUCUGGACAAAGACCUGGUGGAACCUCUCUGCAGACGACUCAACACCUUGAACAAGUGUGCCUCUAUGAAACUAGACGUCAACCUUCCUAAGAAAAAGAGUGAAGACUCUGAUGAGGAGGACCUAUUUGCCAUCAGUGACAGAUGGACGUUUGAGUGGACGAGCCGCCGCUGGUCCAGACUAAAGGGGGAGGGGCAGAGUCCCAGAGAGGGGGAGGGGCGGGGCCUGCGGAACACCACCAGUAGCGAGAGUGUUCUAACUGACCUCAGUGAACCAGAGGUCUCAUCUCUCCACAGUGAAAGCAGUGGGGGGAGUGGCCACCAGGCCGUGAGCACAGAGGACUCGGACUGUUCUAAACGGAACUACUCCGACUCUGCAGCCAUGCCUGAACCUGACUCCACCUCCCUUACCCUGUCACAUCUCCCUAAACACCUCCCCUACUAUGGCUCGCUGCCCGCCAAAAACAGCCGCGCCGGACGGACCCGAGCCAAGGACUUCCUGUGCCGCAUGGAGACACUACGUUCCCGGGGUACGCUGGAUAGAGGGCGGAGCAAGAUGCUGGUGAUCAGCGCUCCGGUACUGCAGACGGAGCCGCAGGCCCUGAAGAUGCUGCGCUGUGUGGAGAUCACCAAUGGGGAUGGGUCGGGGGCGGUGGAGGUAUACACUGGGGGACCAACCCUAGGGCUAACCCCCCAGUGCCCCUCCAGCAGCGAGAACAGCCACUCCAGCGGCAGCACCAUCUCCUCCCCCAGUCUGAAGGAGAGGAAGCCCCACUCCCAGCGGACGGACCGGUCCGACGCCAAGCGCAGUGGCAUGUAUCUGGAGGACUUGGCCGUAUUUUCCAGCCUGCAGCAGAACAGUGGCGUGGCCCAGGGGAAGAGGGGCGUAGCCGAACACAACCGGCAUAAUGAGUUCCACUCCUACGAGGACCUGGUGGUCCACAUCCCCAAAGACCACAAGCCUGGCACCUUCCCCAAGGCCCUGUCCAUAGAGAGCCUCUCUCCCACCCUGGGGGCCUCUGUCCCCUGGCACACUGGCAGCCUCAACCCCCUGGAGCCCCAGUCCAACCCCAACUCCCAACCUAACUCUAACCCCAGGGAGUUCCACCACUGCCCGGCCACCCAGUGCUGCCCACGGGGCAGUAGGAUCAGUGUGUACGACAACGUCCCUGGGUCUCACCUCUAUGCCUCUACUGGAGACCUGCUGGACCUGGAGAAGGAAGACCUGUUCCCCCACCUGGAUGACAUCCUGCAGCAUGUCAAUGGCCUGCAGCAGAUAGUGGACCACUGGUCCAAGAACAUGCUGCCCUCUGCAGGACUGGACGGACAGGGACUCCAGCCUGCAGGUUUGCAGUCCUCCAGCCAGAUCACGCUGGACAUUGAGGGGACGUCUGUUCUGGAGGGACAGAGCACAGCCAGUGACGGGGACAGAGACGGCAUGUCCCUCAAUGAGACUCACUGUACUGGAUACAGAGAGAGGAGGGACUCAGGGGUGGGAGCAUCACUAACCAGACCCAACCGUCUGCGAUGGCCCAGCUUCCAGAUGUCCAACCGGCUCAGCCACGCAGUAGCCUCGCUCCAGAUCACCAACCAAUCAGCAGGCCAGCUCAGCCUGCUGCAGAAGUUCUCUCUCCUCCGCCUCACGGCCAUCAUGGAGAAAUACUCCAUGUCCAACAAACACGGAUGGACCUGGUCGGUUCCAAAGUUCAUGAAGAGGAUGAAGGUUCCAGACUACAAGGACAAGAAUGUGUUUGGUGUUCCUCUGAUUGUUCAUGUCCAGCGCUCUGGUCAGCCCCUCCCCCUCAGCCUGCAGCAGGCCCUCCGAUACCUCAGGAGCCAGUGUCUAGACCAGGUGGGUCUGUUCCGUAAGUCUGGUGUGAAGUCUCGUAUCCAGGCGCUGAGGCAGAUGAAUGAGGCAUCUCCUGAUGAUGUCAGCUACGAGGACCAGUCAGCGUACGACAUAGCAGACAUGGUCAAACAGUUCUUCAGAGACCUGCCUGAACCUCUACUGACCAGCAAGCUGGGAGAGACCUUCCUACACAUCUACCAGUAUGUUCCUAAGGACCAGCGGUUGCAGGCUGUGCAGGCGGCCAUUAUGCUGAUGUCAGACGAGAACAGGGAGGUGCUCCAGAUGUUGCUCUGCUUCCUGUCUGAUGUCACUUCCUCUGUGGAGGAGAACCAGAUGACUCCCAUGAACAUUGCUGUGUGUCUGGCCCCGUCCCUGUUCCACCUCAACAUCCUGAAGAAUGACAACCUCUCACCCAGGGCCAUGCAGAGGAAGUACGCGACAGGCCGGCCCGACCAGAAGGACCUGAAUGAGAACCUUGCUGCGACGCAGGGACUCGCCCACAUGAUCAUAGAGUGCAACCGACUGUUUGAGAUUCCUCACGAGAUGGUGACUCAGUCCAGGAAGUCAUACGUGGAGGCAGACCUUCACGCUCCCACCUUAAAGGAGCUCUGUAGACAGCAGGAGGAGGAUGAUGUGUCCUACCAGACAGAGACUAGUCUCAGCCAGACACACACAGAGACCAGACCACAUAACCUGUACCAGAGCUACAUAGAGAGCAGGCUCCAGGAGCUCCUGAAGGAGGCCAGAGAGAAGGCUAAGUGCUGGGUGUCCUGCACCAGUUCAGACAACACUGAGCUCUACUGUAAGAAGGUGGGUGAUGGGAACCCUUUGCGGCGGUGGCGUGUGGUGGUGGAGGUGGAGGCCCCUCCCUCGGUGGUGUUGAACCGCGUGCUGCGAGAUCGCCACCUGUGGGACGUGGACCUGCUGCAGUGGAAGGUAGCUGAGACUCUGGACAGACACACUGAGGUGUUCCACUAUGUCCUCAACCGCAUGCCCCCACACCCCAGCAGAGACUUCCUGGUCCUACGGUCGUGGAGGACUGACCUUCCCAAGGGGACGUGUGCAUUGGUGUGUGUGUCUGUAGAACAUGAGGACUGUCCCCGGGUCGGUGGGGUGAGGGCCGUGGUUCUAGAGUCUAACUACCUUCUAGAACCCUGCGGCUCUGGGAAGUCCAGACUCACUCACAUCUGCAGGGUAGACCUCAAGGGGCGGAGUCCAGAGUGGUACAACAAGGCCUUUGGUCACCUCUGUGCUGCUGAAGCUGCUCGCAUUCGCAACUCCUUCCAACCAAUCAGCACAGAGGGGCCAGAGACCAAGAUCUGACACUAGAGUCUUCCAUAGACCCACCCCAUACCUGGAGGGAAUUAGACCCAACCUGGCCUGGCCUAGAGCUAGUUUAACCGAGUUGGAUUUGUAACCUCACUCCCCGGCCUGAAAUGUCUCCACCUGCGCCAUCAAACUGCUAACUUUUUGGUAGCGUAGUUGGCUAAGACGUUGCCAAGAUGCUGGUCACCUGUGUUUGCUAGACAGAGGACGCGAGCUCAAGGACCAGUAAGGAUUUGUGAGUGAGGAAGCUAUACCGAGGAAGCACAGUGACAUCUAAUUAUUUCUGGAGCUAGACCCAUCCAUGUCUGGUGCUAGAGGAGGACUGAGAGGAGGAGUAUACAUUCAUAGCGUCCAGAAGCCAAUAGGCAGAGCUGAAGCACUAAACCAGCGGAUGGCCGCCCUAUCGCAUCUGACCACCGAACAUCGGUCGUCAUAUUCUAUUUAUUUCCCGACGAUUCUACAUGUUGAAUUGCCACUGUUCGUCAACCCCCAGCAGGUGAUCUACUGUGCCAAUGUUCAUGUCUGGUUUGAAAUUUGAUGCCAGAACACAGAGACUGAAGAGAGUAUGGAGCUUCUCUGGACUAUCUACACAAUGACACAAGAAGACCUCCUUAGGUGCUGGACGUUAUUAAAACAUUAUUAUGAUGUUAUUAUGACAUUAUUAUAAUAUUAUUAUUAUUAUUAUUAUUAUUUGUAUUAUUAUGACCGAAAGGGGACAGAAUGAUCCUGCCAAUGUCCAUUAGUAUUUAGUAUUACAGUUAUGUCUUGGACAUUUAAGCUCUUCAAAGCUUCUGGGAAGCUGUAUAUUAUUUUAUUAAUGUAAAAUGUGAUGCUUUAUGUUAGAUAUGUUGUGUGUGCACGCAUGUGUCUGUAUAUAUCUGUGUGUGUGAAAACAUACAAGCAUACUAGCUGUAUAUACUGUAUAAUUGAAAGGCUUAAUGCUACAACUUAUAUAUUGAUUCCUGCAUUGCGUCAUUGUUAUUGUAAUUGAUACGGUACUAAUCUGUAAGCUGGUUUUACUGGGCUUCAACAGUGCUGUGUGUGUCUGAAUGGGUGUAAUGUUAUUCUAUAUGACCUUAGUGUUUAAGGUUGAAAACAUGUUGCGUCAUAAAUGGCACCCUAUUUCCUAUAUAGUGCACCACUUUUUAGCAGAACCCUCAUAGGGCUCUGGUCAAAAGUAGUGCACUAUAAAAGGGAACAGCGUGCCAUUUGGGAUGGAGCCCAUGUGACUCAGGUUUGAUCUCCAGACCUGCUGUAGAGAGCUGGCUGGACUGAGCUUCAGCUUAGUUCCAGAGACAAGAUUUUUUAAUUAAACAAUGUAAAAAAUGUUUAUGAAAUGUU